AUGACACUCAGGAAAAUAAGGCAGCAUCUCAAAGUGCCAGAGGGUGAGGACCAUAUCUCCAAUGUAUGGAUCAAUGACGAUAUCCGGCCUCUUCCACCACACAGACGCACUUGGUCACGAUGGGCAUUCAUCUCUUUCUGGGCUAUCAAUCAGAUCGCCCUCUCCAACUGGCAACUCGGUGGAUCUCUCGUUGCCACUGGAAUCUCUGUUUGGCAAGCAAUCGUCGCCAUUAUCAUUGGCAAGAUCAUUGUCGCAAUGGUAGCGAUCGCAAACGGCUACGUCGGUGCUACCUGGCAUAUCGGUUUCUGUGUUGUCUCUCGCUACGUCUGGGGCAUCCGAGGACAAUACGUAGCUCUCAUACAGCGCAUCAUAUUGAGUCUAGUCUGGUUUGCUGUGCAAUCCUGGACCGGCGGCCUUUGUGUCCAAAACGUCCUCUCUGCGAUCUUCCCGAGCUUUCAGCACAUGAAAAACCACUUCCCAGCGAGUGCAAAUCUGGACACGAAACAAUUUGUUGGGUGGAUACUGUUCAAUGUCAUCAUGGCUCCGAUCAUCUACAUCAGACCUGAGGGCAUGAAGCAUGUCAUUCUGUGGAUGACCGUUGUGUCCGGUAUCACUUUGGUAUGUAUGACGAUCUGGGCAUUGUCUGCCGCGAACGGUGCAGGUCCUUUACUUAAGCAAACGGCUUCCACCAAGACUGGUGAGGAACUUGAAUGGAACAUAACUUUGGGCGUGACUACCGUCAUUGGUAACAUCGCCGCCGGCUUGGUCAAUCAGAUGGAUUACUCGCGAUUUGCCCGACGUCCUGGUGACCAGGUGUUUGGCCAAUGGAUCUCGAUCAUCGGUCUGGGAAUCAUCAUGCCACUCUUCGGCUGUCUUACAUCCUCUGCGACGCAGAAGAUAUACGGAGAAGCACUUUGGAAUCCUCCGGAUAUCGUGCAGAGAUGGUUGGACACUGAUUACAACGCAAAGUCACGCGCAGCCGCGUUCUUCGCAGGCUGUGGCUUGGUAACAUCCCAGCUGGCUAUCAACACCAUCGACAACGCUUUCUCUGCUGGCAUGGACAUUGCCGGCCUCUUCCCCAGCUAUAUCAACAUCAGACGUGGAGCAUACAUCGGUCUGAUCUUCAGUAUCGCUCUCUGCCCAUGGCAACUGCUCUCCUCAGAAUCGACUUUCAUCAGUGUUCUUUCUGCAUACAGUGUAUUCCUUGGACCAAUGACUGGCAUCAUGAUCUGCGACUACUGGGUGGUGAGAAGAGGAAAGCUGAAACUGUCAGACCUGUACCACGGCCGUAAGGAUGGCAUCUUCUACUUCUGGCACGGUGCGAAUUGGAGGAGCUUCACAGCUUGGAUAUGUGGGUGGAGCUAUCUCAUACCGGGCUUCGUCAAGGCAGUGGCACCUGAGAUCAGUGUGCUUUAG
Messenger RNA from Aureobasidium subglaciale EXF-2481, 1416 nucleotides. RefSeq lists its product as uncharacterized. NCBI's taxonomy places the organism in Eukaryota, Fungi, Ascomycota, Dothideomycetes, Dothideales, Saccotheciaceae. Gene Ontology annotation, biological process: transmembrane transport; nucleobase transport. Gene Ontology annotation, molecular function: nucleobase transmembrane transporter activity. The coding region runs from base 1 to 1416 and encodes 471 amino acids. The transcript is spliced from 3 exons. The record is from RefSeq and is a predicted model, not a curated record. Gene Ontology annotation, cellular component: plasma membrane.